Messenger RNA from Entamoeba nuttalli P19, 1281 nucleotides. Its product is annotated as cysteine protease, putative. The transcript has a single exon. The record is from RefSeq and is a predicted model, not a curated record. Lineage: Eukaryota; Evosea; Mastigamoebida; Endamoebidae. Bases 1 to 1281 code for a protein of 426 amino acids. Gene Ontology annotation, molecular function: cysteine-type endopeptidase activity. Gene Ontology annotation, cellular component: lysosome.
AUGAUAGGAGUUGUUUUAGUUUUGCUAGUAUUAGGAAGUGAAGGAAGUUCAUUUAAUUUAAAUGAAGAUCCACUUAAGUUAUUUGAGCAAUUUAAACAAGAAUAUAAAAAAGAAUAUUUGAAUAUUGCUGAAGAAUUAAGAAGAAAAGCAGUUUUUAUAAAAAAUGUAAAAAUGAUGAGAGAACAUAAUGCAAAAGAAAGUUCAUAUCGAAUGGGAAUUAAUAAAUUUGCAGAUAUGGAAGGUAGUGAACUUCUUGCAUCAUCAAGUAAAAUACAAAAUAAUAGAAGAAUGGGUGCUAGAAGAAUUCAAGAAAAAAUUCAAAUAGAAAAAGUAAAUUCAACAAAACAAGCUCUUAAACAAGAAGUUCCAAAUAAUUAUGCAUUAUGUACUUCUGAAGCUGAAUAUAAUUAUUGUGGAACCAAUAAUAUUGAUCAAAAUGUAUGUGGUGGAUGUUAUGCAGUUGGACCAGCACAACAUUUAUCAACAAUUUAUGCUUAUUUAACUAAACAAGCUGAUAAUAAUAAACCAAAACGAAAAAUGUUAUCUGCCCAACAAUUAAUUGAUUGUAAUACUGAGUCAUGGGGUGGAUGUGGAGGAGGAUUUGCUGAAGAUGUUCUUAAUUCUGUAGAUGGAAUUUAUUAUGCAAAUGAUUAUCCAUUCAUUGAUGGUAAUACAGAAUGUGAAGAUCCUACUGAUUGUACAAGAUUUAAACAUGAAUGUAAAGACUUAAAUGUUGAUUAUCCAUUAAAAUUUGCUACUAGUAAUAAAUUUACUCACUUUGCCAAUAAAAAUUGGGAAGAAAUAAAAGAAAUUAUUUAUAGAUAUCAUGGAUUUAUUAGUGCAAUGAAAGUUACUGAGUCAUUAUAUAGAUAUGAAGGUGGUAUUUAUAAAUCUAAAAGUUGUACUGGACAAAUUACUGACCAUGUUAUUACUGUUGAUGGUUAUGGAGAAUGUGAUGGACAUAAAUUCCUUUGGGUAAGAAAUUCAUGGGGAAAUGAUUGGGGAGUUGAAGGUGGACAUUUCAAAAUUGAUUGGGAUACUCUUUGUGGAAUUAAUGGUAUUGAUGAAUAUGGAGAUGGUUCUGAACUUCAAAAUAAUUUAUAUGUUGAAAUGGAAUUAGGAGAUGGUGAUACUGCUGAUUACGAUCCUCAAGAUGGUGCAGGGGAAAACAAGCAAGACCCAAUUGGUUGUGUUGUUGUUAAUCCAUCUGGUGAUAAUGAUAACAAAACAACAGGAAUUGUUAUUACUUUAUUGGUCUUUUUAAUGAUUUUCUUCAUCUAA